ACUUCCGUCCGGCGCGCGGCGUCCUCCUCCCGCUCGGAAGGUCCCAGGUGUGACACCUUCAGCAGGUCUCAGGGAAGAUGGCAGCCCUAGGGGACAUUCAGGAGUCCCCUUCUGUCCCGUCCCCUGUCAGUCUCUCAUCACCGGGGACACCUGGAACCCAGCACCACGAGCCUCAGCUUCACCUCCAUGGGCAUCAACAUGGCUCCCCUGGCUCCAGCCCUAAGGUGCUCUCCCAGCCGUCCGACCUGGAUCUCCAAGACGUAGAGGAAGUGGAGAUCGGCAGAGACACCUUCUGGCCCGACUCCGAGCCCAAGCCGGAGCAGGCUCCACGCUCUCCUGGCUCUCAGGCCCCUGACGAGGGGGCGGGCGGGGCGCUGCGCAGCCUCCUGAGGAGCCUUCCCCGCAGGGCCCGGUGCAGCGCCGGCUUCGGGCCUGAAUCCAGCGCGGAGCGGCCGGCGGGCCAGCCGCCUGGGGCCGUCCCUUGCGCCCAGCCGCGGGGCGCCUGGCGCGUGACGCUCGUGCAGCAAGCAGCGGCCGGGCCCGAGGGUGCGCCCGAGCGGGCUGCCGAGCUGGGAGUCAACUUCGGUCGGAGCCGGCAGGGCAGCGCGCGGGGGGCCAAGCCGCACAGGUGCGAGGCCUGCGGCAAGAGUUUCAAGUAUAACUCGCUGCUCCUGAAGCACCAGCGCAUCCACACGGGCGAGAAGCCCUACGCCUGCCACGAGUGCGGCAAGCGCUUCCGCGGCUGGUCGGGCUUCAUCCAGCACCACCGCAUCCACACGGGCGAGAAGCCCUACGAGUGCGGCCAGUGCGGCCGCGCCUUCAGCCACAGCUCGCACUUCACGCAGCACCUGCGCAUCCACAACGGCGAGAAGCCCUACAAGUGCGGCGAGUGCGGCCAGGCCUUCAGCCAGAGCUCCAACCUGGUGCGCCACCAGCGGCUGCACACGGGUGAGAAGCCCUACGCCUGCAGCCAGUGCGGCAAGGCCUUCAUCUGGAGCUCCGUGCUCAUCGAGCACCAGCGCAUCCACACUGGCGAGAAGCCCUACGAGUGCUCCGACUGCGGCAAAGCCUUCCGCGGCCGCUCGCACUUCUUCCGGCACCUGCGGACCCACACGGGCGAGAAGCCCUUCGCGUGUGGCGCCUGCGGCAAGGCCUUCGGCCAGAGCUCCCAGCUCAUCCAGCACCAGCGGGUGCACUACCGCGAGUAGCCGGGCGGGGGCUCGGGGCUCGGCCUCCUACCUGCCCCCAACCCACCCUCCACCCCGUCCCCCACGGUGGGCACUGCCCAGCACCGCAUGCCACGUGUCCGGAAUAAAUUCUUUUUGAUUGUUGGAA
Messenger RNA from Homo sapiens (human), 1335 nucleotides. RefSeq names its product GLI family zinc finger 4 (gene GLI4). Gene Ontology annotation, biological process: regulation of transcription by RNA polymerase II. Gene Ontology annotation, cellular component: nucleus. NCBI's taxonomy places the organism in Eukaryota, Metazoa, Chordata, Mammalia, Primates, Hominidae. The transcript is spliced from 4 exons. The coding region runs from base 78 to 1208 and encodes 376 amino acids. The record is from RefSeq and is marked validated.